Molecule: messenger RNA, 936 nt
Organism: Pyricularia oryzae 70-15
Lineage: Eukaryota; Fungi; Ascomycota; Sordariomycetes; Magnaporthales; Pyriculariaceae
Exons: 1
Coding region: 272-769 (165 amino acids)
Source: RefSeq, a predicted model, not a curated record
UGAGCAACUUUGAUGUAAGUGUUAAAAGCAGACGUCUAAGCCCGCACCUUUGGUCCCUGAGUCCUUUUUCCGGAUUCUACAUCUCACCUUCGUCUUAGCACUACAUUCCCUUUGCCGACCAGCCUUUCAUUCUUUCUGCAGCUGUGCUGUUACUUGAUUCGCUUUUUUUUGUUUUAUUUUGCAAAUUCCAACAAUACACCGGACUGGUCCGACAACACCAAAAAGACAUUCCAAGUUCAUCCAUCCCAUAAAAACACCAAAACCCAUCAAAAUGCAGUUCUCCAUCUACGCCACCACCGCCCUUCUGGCCAUCGCCUCCGCGGCACCCAUCGCCCCCCGCGCCGUCUUCACCAACAAGACGUAUGACCAGCUCUCCAUCUCGGGCGGCAAGGCGGGCAACGCCAAGGCGGAGGCGCUGGCGGCGCUGGCGGGACUGCCGGCCGACAAGACCAAGGUGGAGCGGGCGGACCUGACGUUCCUGGACCGGGUCAACAAGAUCGCCAACCAGGCCGAGACGCAGGCCUUCAACCCGGCCAUCUCGGCCGCCUCGGGCACCGCAAAGGCCGCGCUCGAGGCCGGCAAGACCAAGAACAAGGUCCUCAAGCUGACCGCCACCAUCCUCAAGCUCGAGGCCCAGCAGGCCCAGGGCGAGAACGUCGCCGCCAAGCUGGCCGAGGAGCAGAAGAAGCUCGACAACAACAUCGCCGCCGACACCAAGCGCGCCGGCCAGGCCAGCACCGCCCUGAAGUUUACUGCCAGCACGGCAUAGUGCGACUCUUUUUUUUUCUUCUAUUUUUCACUUCUAUUGGGGCAAGGUGCUUUUUUGAGGUUUUGAGUUUUUUUGGGCUUGUGGUUUUUGUGAUUGUGAAACAAAAGAGGUAGACUUGAAGGGUGGUCGCCUCGGGAUAUGUAUUGCUAAUAAUUGACGGAGUGAGC